This is a messenger RNA of Pomacea canaliculata, 894 nucleotides long. RefSeq lists its product as uncharacterized. The coding region runs from base 10 to 570 and encodes 186 amino acids. The transcript has a single exon. The record is from RefSeq and is a predicted model, not a curated record. NCBI's taxonomy places the organism in Eukaryota, Metazoa, Mollusca, Gastropoda, Architaenioglossa, Ampullariidae.
CACGGCCUGAUGCCCUGGGAUGAUGACUUGGAUGUUGCUGUCCCGUCAUGGCAGAGGGAUGACGUGGCUCACGUGUUGAAUGGCCUCAAGCCGCACUAUCUUCUUGAUGUUACACAAGGAGUCAGAUGGAAGUUCUACUCCGCUCGGUCUCAUGCUAUCAGUAGGUUCUCUUGGAAAUGGCCGUUCCUGGACAUCAUAUUUUUUUUUGAGGAGAACAGAACCCACAUUUGGGAACAAGACAAAGUCUUCAAAGACUUCAUCUUUAACAAAGAAGAUGUAUUUCCAUUGUUUGAGCGUCCUUUCAUGGACAUGAUGCUGCCUGCCCCGAAAAACACAAAAGCCGUACUGUCCACCACCUACAACCUUAGCGUGUGUGCAUCGGGGAGGUACGACCACCGCAAAGAGAUGAUUAGGAGCGAACUGAAGUCAGUGCAGUGUGAACAGUUGCAGCAAGUCUUUCCGUUUGUCAGGCGCCAGGCUGCAGUAGGCGGCCAUGGAGGUUGUAACGAGAGUCUUGUCUUAAAUGGAAAUGUGUUGGCGUGGGUGGUGCUGAGCGGUGUGCAGUGCUAAGGUGGACUCUCUUGCCAGUUACUUUUGUUAUACCUUGAAUGUUUUAUUUACUUGUUCUCGGGAUGUUUUGCUAGCUUUAGAUGCAAGAAUUUCUAGUACCUUUCACUUGUUUAAUACGCUCGCGUUAUCUUGUAAUCAAGGAUCUACCCUGUUGACAUGUGCAAUAAAGUGGGUGAGAUCUGAUUAUGGUAAAGAGAAAAUGCUUCUCAUGCUCCAAAUGGCAUAAGUACUUCACUUUUAGAUUUUAAGUUGCAUGAGAUGACAAAAAUCUCGUUCAUUCAAAGAUUAAACUUUUAUUUGUUAUAUAUGACAAAGUUAGUCAUA